Molecule: messenger RNA, 6120 nt
Organism: Hyla sarda
Lineage: Eukaryota; Metazoa; Chordata; Amphibia; Anura; Hylidae
Gene: CEMIP
Product: cell migration inducing hyaluronidase 1
Exons: 29
Coding region: 826-4908 (1360 amino acids)
Source: RefSeq, a predicted model, not a curated record
AACAAUGGUUUAUGUAGAGAACAGGAGCUUCUUCAGGGUCCUAUACAGUACACAGUGUCCCAAAUGGAGCCGCCCUUACUUGGUGUCCAAAGGAGCAGCUAACCCUGGCACAGGUAAGGAGUAGUACAGAACUUGUAGUUCCUCCCUGUACUGUAGGGGGCGCUACCAGACAGCCAGUCAGUGCAUACACUUCAGUAAUAGAGGUGAUUUACCAGUAAAAUGCCCAUUCUGAUUGGUCAGUUCCUCCAGUUGUGACACAUUUCACAGAUCUGGACUGUCCCCAUCAUUGUAUGUUGAGUCUGGUUUCAAGUUACAAUGGUCCAGAAAAAAAACAUUGUAUGUUGAAACUAUUGUAUGUUGAGGCCAUUGUAAGUUGAGGGAUCAUUGUAUUAUAAUAUAUAUAACAGAAAUGUAUUAUAAUAUAUAUAGCAUACUGUAGGCUAUAGGCAUUAUCUAACCUGACCUAGAUACACCGGUUGUGUCUUGCUGUCUAGUUCAUACAGUUUACGCAUGCGGUUAGAUUAUUGUAAAGUUCAUACCAUUUGUCUACUGUUGGUUUGUAGAAGAGAUAAGGAACACCGGACACAUGGUAGCUAACCAAAGCCAAGUUUACAUGAUGUCAGAAUUCUCAUUUGCAAGCACUAUAAAAGUGUUGAGGAUAAAGCGAAUUCACCAUGUCAACAUGAAACGGUCCUAAUCUGUCUCUGGGUCACGGCGAUUGACCAGGAGGGAUAGCAUCAGCAGGGAUAGCAGAAGAAUACAGCCCGGUCUUCUAUAACAUCUAGUGUUAUCUUGUUGUGUCAGGAACGACGAUCUCCCAGGACCAUGACUGCUGGCAGUGUUGGACAAGUUUUGCCUUUACUAUUGUUUGCAGCAAUAUUUACUUCUGGGGCUUACGGCAUUUGCCCGCACGAAGACCCUGAAUUACAGCCUUGGCGCCCAGAACCCAGUGAAGAAAAUCAUGUGACUAUUGAUGGGGGCAAAAAGUUCCUUCUGACGUCUUCUGUAACUGUACACUCCAUACAUAUCACCGGCGGCGGAAAACUUGUCAUUAAACCCAGCAAUAAUCCCAUCAUACUCCGAACCAGAUACAUACUGAUCGAAAAUGGGGCCGAGCUACACAUAGGGAGUGAGGACUGUCCAUUCCAAGGACUUCUCACCAUUAUCCUUUAUGGAAGGUCUGAUGAUGGAGAGCUUGCCCAUGACUUCUUUGGUCAUAAAUACAUUGGCGUGGGUAAUGGAGGAACUCUUGAGGUACAUGGAGAGAAGAAGAUGUCCUGGACAUUUCUGGACAAAACCUUGCAUGCUGGUGGCAUGACUGAAGGAGGCUACUACUUUCAAAAGAGUUGGGGGCAUCGAGGGAUCAUUGUUCAUGCUAUUAACCCCAAAACAGGGGACGUGAUUCAUGCUGAUAGGUUCGAUACAUAUAAAUCUAAAGAAGAGAGCACCCGUCUCGCUCACUACAUCAAAUCAGUCCCAGAGGGCACCAUAUUGUCAAUGGCUGUGAAUGAUGAAGGAUCCCGACAUUUGGACUAUUUGGCAAAGAAAAUGAUGACCAAACUUGGAAGCAGACACUUUCUACACCUGGGUUUCCGACACCCCUGGAGUUUUAUCACUGUGAAAGGCGAUCCAUCCAGCUCUGUGGAGGACCACGUGGAAUAUCAAGGAAGUAAAGGGCCGGCCGUGGCUCGCGUGCAUAAACUUUUCCAGGCUGAGAACGGUGAACACUUUAACGUUUCUUUGGCCAGCGAGUGGGUCCAGGAUGUGGAAUGGACGCAAUGGUUCGACAAGUAUGAAAGCACCCGAUCCAGAGACUGGGAAAAGUUGUCGGAAUUCCAGGCUCUCUAUCCAGGCAAAAUCUGCACCCAUCCCAUUGAUAUGCAGGUCACUACCAUUGAUGGGGUCAGUAUACCAGCACAAGUCAUCUACAAAGGAGGCCACGAUUAUAGGUUUCAAUGCCGCCAGAACAACCAGGUUCAUGCACAGUGCCCAAACUACAAAGUCCGCUUUCUUUGUGGAAAGCCAGUGAAACCCAGACUAACAGUGACUGUUGAUACCAAUGUGAACAGCACCAUCCUGCAUCUAGCUGACAAUGCCCAGUCGUGGAGGGCUGGUGAUAUCAUUGUGGUGACCAGUACAGACUAUAGCAUGUACCAGGCUGAAGAGUUUAAAGUUCUCCCCUGCAGAGCUUGUGCCCCCAAUCAAGUCAAAGUGGAAGGACACGCUAAGUAUCUCCAUAUUGGAGAAGAGAUGGAUGGGGUUGAUAUGAGGGCAGAAGUUGGCCUUCUCAGUAGGAAUAUUGUAAUUUAUGGAGAAAUGGAAAAAGGUUGUUACAACAACACUGCAUGUAAAUUCUUUGACUUCGAUACUUUUGGAGGCCAUAUUAAGAUUGGUAAAGGCUUCAAGGCAGUUCAUUUGGAAGGCAUAGAAUUAAAACACAUGGGACAACAAUCGAUGGGACAUUAUCCCAUUCAUUUCCAUACAGUUGGUGAUGUAGAUGAAAAAGGAGGCUAUUACCCUCCCACUUAUGUGAAGGAUAUCUCCAUUCAUCAUACAUUUUCUCGUUGUGUUACUGUUCAUGGCACCAAUGGUUUGCUGGUUAAGGACGUUGUGGGUUAUGACAUUCUUGGUCAUUGUUUUUUCACGGAAGAUGGCCCUGAGGAACGCAACACGUUUGACCACUGCCUGGGUUUUCUGAUCAAAGCUGGGACUUUACUGCCUUCUGACAGGGAUAAUAAAAUGUGCAAGACUAUAACUGAAGGUUCCUAUCCGGGAUAUAUAGCAAAACCCAGGCAGGAUUGCAAUGCUGUUUCCACCUUCUGGAUCGCCAAUCCCAAUAACAACCUCAUCAACUGCUCAGCAGCUGGCUCAGAAGAAACUGGUUUUUGGUUCAUAUUUCAUCAUGUACCUACCGGGCCUUCUGAGGGAAUGUAUGCACCAGGAAAGUCUGAACACACUCCCUUAGGAAAAUUCCACAAUAAUCGGGCACACUCCAACUACAGGGCUGGAAUGAUCAUUGACAAUGGUGUCAAAACAACGGAAGCCACUGACAAGGAUAAGAGACCGAUUCUUACACUUGUUGGAGCACGGUAUGGGCCGCAUCAGGAUGCUGAUCCUUUCAAGCCAAGAGUACCUGCAAUAAUCCAACAUUUUAUUGCUUACAAGAACCAGGACCAUGGAGCUUGGCUGCGGGGAGGGGAUGUUUGGCUGGACGGCUGCCAGUUUUCUGACAAUGGAAUUGGUUUAACCUUGGCCAGUGGAGGGACUUUUCCAGAUGAUGAUGGAUCCAAGCAAGAAAUUAAAAACAGCAUAUUUGUGGGUGAAAGUAACAAUGUGGGGACAGAAAUGGCUGACAACGUUGUCUGGGGGCCUGGGGGACUUGAUCACAGUGGAAGAACACUACCAAGAGGAGUGAAUUUUCCAAUCCGUGGCUUACAGAUCUAUGAUGGACCAAUCAAUGUAGAGAACUGUACUUUUCGCAAAUAUGUCUCCCUGGAUGGACGCCACACCAGUGCAAUUGGAUUCCGCCUAAAUAACUCCUGGCAAAGCUGCCCAUACAACAAUGUGACCAAAGUUACAUUUGAAGAUGUGCCGAUGUCCUCACGAGUUUUCUUUGGAGAGCCUGGGCCAUGGUUCAACCAAAUGAACAUGGAUGGAGAUAAGACCACGGUUUUUCAUGAUAUAGAUGGCUCAGUGUCAGAAUAUCCAGGAGCAUUUUUGGUAAAAGAAGACAACUGGUUAUUAAGACAUCCAGAUUGUUUAGAUGUUCCAGACUGGAAGGGGGCAAUCUGCAGUGGAAAUUAUGCACAGAUCUAUAUCCAAGCACGCAGACCAGCUGAUGCACAGAUGACAAUCAUUAAAGAUGAGUACCCAGAGCAUCCAUUGCACUUAGUGGGAGCACUUGGAAAAAGCAAUCAUUAUCAGCAAUACCAGCCGGUCAUCACUCUGCAAAAAGGCUACACCGUGCAUUGGGAUAAGACCGCCCCUGAGGAGCUGACUCUUUGGCUUAUUAACUUCCAAAAGAAUGACUGGAUUCAAGUAGGAUUUUGUUAUCCUAAAGGGACAACAUUUUCCAUCCUCUCAGACAUUCACAUUCGGCUCGCAAAGCAAACAUUCAAGACAGGAACCUUUAUAUCCACAUUACAGAUGGACAAAGUGCACCUAGCAUACCCUGGCAGGGGGUAUUAUUACUGGGAUGAGGAGUCAGGGCUGCUGUUUAUAAUGCUGAAAGCUCAGAACGAAAAAGAGAAACUCGCCUUUUGCUCAGUAAAAGGUUGUGAGAGAGUGAAAAUCAAAGCCAACAUCCCAAAGGGUUCUGGUGUCAGCAACUGCCAGGCUUCAGCCUACCCCAAAUAUGCACAAAUACCCAUUGUGGACAUGCCUCUGCCAAAGAAGCUGAACGGGAAUGAUCUGAAGAAGACAAAGGAUCACUUACUAGAGAUUAAAGUGAAGUCCUACAACACCAGAUACUACCAACUGAAAGAUGACUUUGCAUACAUCGAGGUGGAUAACAAAAAGUUCUUCAUGCAAGAUGAUGGGAUACAAGUGGUUGUGAUUGAUGGAAGUCAAGGAAAAGUUGUAGAUAGUGCAAGCUUCAAAACUGCCAUCCUACAAGGAAUCCCAGCUCAGUUCGAUAACUAUGUAUCAGACAUCAAAGACAACUCUAUUGUGGUCAUCGUAUCAAAAGGAAAACUUUACCACAAAGGACCUUGGAUCAAGAUCCUGCGAAAACUUGGAGCUGAAGCUGAUCUAAAGCUGAAAGAUAAGCUAGCCUUCAUUGGAUACAAGGGACAUUUCCGACCUAUCUGGAGCAAGAUGGUGACUAACACAGAGGCUGUGAAGAUUUACCAAGUUGUCCCAUUCCCUGUAGAGAGAAAAAAAGAACAACUCACAAUUUUCUCCCAUUGACCCUGCAGAGAGGAGGCUUGAGUUUUACUAUGAGCACCUGGGUGUUGUAUGGAAAAAGUAGCACCCAUUGGCUUCUUGUACCCACUGCACCUGGCCCCCAUGUGCCCAGUGCAGCACCAGCAUUGAAGAGAACUUGUUAGCAUAUAGAAUAUGUUUCCUACUAACACAUUGAUUCCUAUGUGGAUUCAUCCUAGUCGUGUUCUCACCACCAGGUUAGCACAGUUGCACACUAUUCACAGCUUUUCUGUGGCAGUAGAGUUGUUCCGGUUUAAAUGGAUUGUUUGCAUCAAACAGGUUUGCCAGAAUACUCAAUAUUUUCCUUGUAAAACCUGAAUCCCCGACUUUAAUCCAUCUUUUGCCAAAAAGAACAUUUUGCAGCAAGGGUUAAUAUGCGGCUCGCAAAGGCAGGGUUAUAUCCUGAAUAUACAAUGAGGGACCAAAGUCUUACAGUGAGAUGUGUCUGUCUCUAAUAUGUUGUGUUGAUAUAGAUGGACGCGGUCAUCUGGUAUAACAUACCGCAGAUGGAAGUCAUUUCUGCAGCACGCACAGACGGCAGGACUUCCUCCAGUCUACCGCUCCAAGCUUCUUGUUCAAUUGAACAUUUACAUUUUGCCUUUAGAGAUGUAGCUUUUUUUUAAGGGAAAUAACCAUAAUUUUAAGCAGACAUGCAUAGGUAAAAUAGCAAAGAGUGAGGGUAUGGAAAUACAAACCAUACCUUCUAUAGGUACACUUCAUUAAAAGGACAGUCGGAUGAUUCCGUCGACUACUAGACUAGAUCUAAUAAUAUUCGUCUUCUAAUAAUUUUUUGUUAAUAUUUUGGCAGUUCUAUUAUUCUAGCAUAGCGGGAAGGUGUAGCACACAUUCUAUUUUGAGAUAGAUUCCUAUGGAGUUAGAACAGUACUGUUAUGACCAUCCACAUCAGAGAUUUAGGCUACGUUUCCACUUGGUUAUUUUCUGGCAGUUUUUGGAUAUCUGCCACUGCAGUUUUUGAGCCAAAGCCAGAAGUGUAUUCAAAAGGAAUAGGACAUAUAAAGGAAGGACUGACACUUCUCCUCCCUUAUGGAUCCACUUCUGACUUUGGCUCAAAACUGCCAGAAAAAAAAACCAAAUGGAAACUUAGCCUUAUUCAGAAUUAUACAGGUUUCUCAUCUCUAAGGGUACGUUCACACACGCUGAUUUUUUAGCGGGUUUUCCGCUGCGUAUUUGAGAGUG